Ilyonectria robusta is the source of this 771-nucleotide messenger RNA. Its product is annotated as Emopamil-binding protein. NCBI's taxonomy places the organism in Eukaryota, Fungi, Ascomycota, Sordariomycetes, Hypocreales, Nectriaceae. The coding region runs from base 1 to 771 and encodes 256 amino acids. The record is from RefSeq and is a predicted model, not a curated record. The transcript is spliced from 3 exons. Gene Ontology annotation, cellular component: endoplasmic reticulum; membrane. Gene Ontology annotation, molecular function: cholestenol delta-isomerase activity. Gene Ontology annotation, biological process: sterol metabolic process.
AUGGCCACCGAAGCCAGCCAAGUCGUCGCUGAGGCCGCCGCCUCCAUCGUCCCAUCGUCCUCGUUUGCCUCAUCUCUCCCGCCGGAUCUUUUUGAUCAAACGACCAUCAUCUCGCUGCUCUCGACGCUCGCCAUCGUCCUCGUCGCCUACCUCGCCUCGCGCCAGUUCCUUGCGCCCACCGCCUCCGGCACCCUGCGUUUCCUCUUCAUCUGGCAUUUGGCCGACGCGCUGUGCCACUUCAUCCUCGAGGGCAGCUUCCUCUACCAAUGUUUCUUCACGCACCAGCCUAUCGAGGGGCUCGACCUCACUGGGUUCUUCCCGACGCCGCACAACUUCCUGGGGUAUAGUGACCGCUUGUAUGGCGCGCAGUCGGGCAGCGAUCCGUUUGCGCAGCUGUGGAUGGUGUAUGCCAAGGCCGACAAGAGGUGGGCGGGUGUGGAUCUGGGCGUUGUCAGUCUCGAGCUGCUGACCGUCUUCUUUGAUGGUCCCCUGGCCGUCUACAUCUGCUACUGCCUUGCCAAGAAGAACCCCAAGGCCAGCAUCUGGAUGAUUGUCUUGGCAACAUGCGAGAUCUACGGCGGUUUCAUGACAUUCUGCCCCGAGUGGUUGAUUGGCAACCUCAACCUCGACACCAGCAACUUCAUGUACCUCUGGGUGUACCUUGUCUUCUUCAACACUCUGUGGGUGUGGAUCCCGCUCUGGGUUAUCUGGUACUCGGUCCGCGACAUUUCAGCCGCAUUGAACGAGCGACAGGUCAAGAAGAACUUGUAA